CCUUGGGUCACCGGUCUUUAGGCACCAAGUUCCAACCAUGGCUGCCAUGACGGUUCUCCUGGUUCUGCUGUGGCUCGGUGUCACGACAAGUUCAAAGAUUGAUCUGCAAAAGAGAGUCAUCGGGGGUGAACGAUGCAGGCAGGAUGAGCGCCGGUAUCAUGUUCUCUUAGUGAUAGAAGACCGUAACACCAGAGGUUUUUGUGGAGGCUCUCUACUGCGUAACGGCUGGAUCCUGACUGCAGCUCACUGCUGGAAAAGUGGACAGACUGUUGAGGCAUAUUUAGGAUUGCACAUGGAUAUCGUUGCACCAAUACGCAUACCACUGGGUAUCUUUGAAAAACCUAAAGUUUAUAAAGUCGGAUUCUGGUUUUUUGGAAAGCAACAUGACUUGAUGCUGCUGAAGCUCCCUGACACGGCAACGAUUCCACAUGGAGUGACAACUAUUGAACUUCCUGACUGCUCAGACCAGCCUCAGAUAGACGAUGAGAUGCAGAUUGCAGGUCAAGCUUCGACUUUUGGAGACUAUUUUACCACCAGACAACCUGGCUAUAGCCCAGUUCUUCAGUGUGCGAAUAUUAAUAAGGUUAGCUGUAAUCGGUUCAGACAACAACUUGCCCCGAACUCGUGGCACAUUCACCAACAUUGGUUCUGUGGCCAAACUCCAGGAGUGGAUCUGUGCUUGGGCGACUCUGGUGGAGGAGUUGAGUACAAAGGCAGGAUUUAUGGUGUCAAUUCUUUCGUUGGAGAUAAAAAUUAUCCAUGCAGGGCACCAGCAGCAUUCAUGGACCUCUGCCAUCAAGACUAUCUGAGCUGGAUUGAAAAUACUAUUGGACCAGCUCCAAACCCAGGAUAUGAUGUCUAAAUUGUUCAUUUUGUUUGAUCUACGCAUGAAUAUUAAAACUUAACCAGGUAUAAAAAAAAAAUGAAAGCAGCUAGCAUCAGAACACUUUGCAUUGAAUAAUAUUGUCUAAUUUUAACUUUUUCUUUGGCAUUGAGAAGUCUUGCUUUCCCAGUGGUUACUGGUUUUAAACAACUGGGUCAUUUUCAUCUUUAACUCCUUGUUGUUUCAGCUACAGUUUGAAAAAUGACAAUAAAAACAACCAAUGAAAACCUGA
Xiphophorus maculatus (southern platyfish) is the source of this 1115-nucleotide messenger RNA. RefSeq names its product trypsin-like. NCBI's taxonomy places the organism in Eukaryota, Metazoa, Chordata, Actinopteri, Cyprinodontiformes, Poeciliidae. Gene Ontology annotation, biological process: proteolysis. The transcript is spliced from 6 exons. Gene Ontology annotation, molecular function: serine-type endopeptidase activity. The coding region runs from base 38 to 862 and encodes 274 amino acids. The record is from RefSeq and is a predicted model, not a curated record.